This is a messenger RNA of Symbiodinium necroappetens, 3402 nucleotides long. NCBI's taxonomy places the organism in Eukaryota, Dinophyceae, Suessiales, Symbiodiniaceae. The record is from the annotation of a GenBank genome assembly.
AUGGAGGUGCUGUCUUCCUUGCUGUCGGAGCCUGAUCUUUCGAUUGCUUUGAAGAGUUCGUGGCGUGCAGCUUUUCACGAGGCUUAUGCUGUUGUUACUGCCGAGCUGAAACAACAGGUAGAAAGGUCGGAGGAAGUUCAGGUUCGUACCCUCACUCAGCCCGAGCGAGCCGAGAGGUACGAAAAGCAAGUGAAACGGCUUAGUGGCGUGAACAUAAAGGGAAGCUCGGAGCCUUCUGAACGGCUCGUCGAUGUCUGUGUUGCAAUCUACGAGCGCAAUCAGCUUCAGUACGUGCCUUGGUCCAGGUGCUCUUCCAGGGAGCAAGAGGCGCAGAAUGAAUCACGUAAGGAGGUCAAGCUUGCGCUGGAUAGUUCGGGCAAGGUUAAAGUUGACUCUGCCUCUAAGGAGGUAGUCGCUGAUACGAGCACUGAGGUGCUCGUGAUGCAGGCCCUGCAGCGCAGAGCUUUGGCCAUGGAGCAAGCUAACAUUGUUUCUUACACCUUGCUUGACCUUUGGCAUCAGCGUUUGAUGAAGGCCCGUCUUACGGACCCCCCGCCUGGUUACUCAAGGCCUUCGUUUGACCAGCUUCGCCUUGCAGAUCAGAAGCUAUUCAGUGAGCUUCAGGAUGAAACAAGGUCUGGGAUCCAGGCUUUGAGUUCGGGGCGUCCGGUUGAUAACCUGAUCAAGGAUGUGAUGCAUCGUGCGGAAGUGAGUUCGCUGCUCCUGCCGCUCCCAGCGCCCAGUGUUGCGUCGAUUGCAAAGUCCACGGCUACGGCGCCGCCGCCUCAGCCGACUUGGAAAGGGAACGGCAAGGGCAAGGGCAAGCUGAAGGGGAAAACAGGUGUUGGCCCUUGGUUGAAGCCGAUGAAGGCUUUACGCGGUGAAGCGGUAUGUGAUGAUGCGCUGAGUGGUCGCGUUGAUGACUUGUUGGCACUCUUUGAGAUGCUGCCUUUUGAGGAUUGCCCUCGCAGUGAUGAUUCGGGUGCGCGCGCCUUUGGAGGCGGCGCGUACAUGAAAGGUUUGCUGCCCCAUCGUAUCCUUUCACCAGACAACCACACCCUUGGCGUCGUGGCUGACGCUCUGGCUUCUUUGGGCUUCAACCUGGAUAUCAACCCCAUUACCCCAUUGGACAGCCUGUUCCGGCCUGUGCUACGUCAGGCGUGUUGUGGUUGCGCACGCUUGUCUGCUACGCUUAAGAAGGAUGGCUUUGACGUCUUGCCACUUGACUGCGAGGGCAACCGACACAGGCCGCUCGUUACUGUGGUGACGCCCGACCUUCGAAAGCCUGCGUCUUGGGAGUUCUUGCAAACUUGUGUCUUGACAAAUCGCGUCUUUCAUUUUCACGGCGCCCCUCCUUGUGGCACCGCUUCCAGGGCGCGCGACAGGCCUAUGUCAUCGGCAGAGUGGGGGCCUCCCCCGUUGAGGUCGGAUCGCUACCCACAGGGCUUUCCUUGGCUGCGUGGCACUUGGCGCGAUAAAGUUGAGAGUGCUAACUUGAUUUAUCUUCAGAUGGCACGCUUCUGCGAGUGGCUCUCUUCCUUGAACAUCAGUUGGAGUGUUGAGAAUCCUGAGCGCAGCUACAUGUGGCUGCUGCCGGAGUGGAAGCACUUGCGCUCUCAGUGUCUUGAUGUUGUCUUUGAUUCUUGCAUGUGGGGCUCUUGCCGCAAGAAAUCUACUCGAUUUCUCACCACGUGCGUCGAGAUGCUCUCAUUGGCAAAGACUUGUGACAAUAAGCAUUCGCAUGCAGGUUGGCAGCCCGUUAGGAACAAGUCUGGUGUUCAAUACGCCACCGCUCAAGAGGCUGCGUACCCUCAUGAGCUCUGUCAGGCCAUGUCAUCGGCUUUGCAACUUCAGGCUGCAUCUUUCAACUUGGAGCUUGUGCGUGAAUGUCCUCUCGAACUGUCGUCUCAUGCAGCUGCUGCCUCUGCUCGGCGGCAGCCCAAGCUCUCUAAGUACAAGCCGCUUCUUGAAGAUUUCAAGUAUCGGGUGACCGUUGCAGUGGAUUCUGUCGAGCAUUUGAUUCUGGAGAUCGUUGCCUCUCUCCUUGCUAGACGUGGGCCCGCGAUCUUCAGGCUGAUGAAGAUCGCCUUCAUGAGUCGCGUUCUUCGAGGGCGCGUUCAUCCCUAUUGGCUGCAGCAUCCCGAGAGGGCUCGUGUUCUCGUUAAGACGGUGGACCUUAAAUCUGCCUACAAACAGCUCGCGCUGCAUCCGGAUGACAGAAGGUUCAGCGUGAUCUCUUUGAAAGAUCCGGCCGAUGAUGAGCCCAAGGGUUUCUUGUGUCGGGUGUUGCCUUUUGGCAGCAUCGCAAGUGUUGGACAUUUCAACAGGGUGGCGCGCUUGGUGCAACGAAUUUUUCAUGAGAUGAAAUUGCUUGCUGCAAAUUAUUUUGAUGACUACCCAUUGCUGGAGGUGGCUGAGUUGAGCCAGAACGCUGAUCGGUGUGCCAAGGCUGUUCUUGAUCUUUUCGGCUUUACGUGGGCCAAGGACAAGGAUGAGGCCUUCUCCCCCUGCACUGACCUUCUUGGUAUCAGGCUGGCCACCUCUACUUCGGGUCCUGCUGCUGUCACUCUUUCGAAUAAGCCAUCACGAGUCGCGGACCUUCGCAGUGCUAUUGACAAGGUGGUUUCCGAUGGCGUUUUGAAGCCUCGCGAAGCCGCAUCUGUUUUUGGACGUUUGCAGUUCGCUGAGACCCAGCUCCUUGGCAGGGCAGGUCGUCUUGCCAUGGCGGACAUUCGCUGGAUUGAGAGAGCUCAUCAUGAUGUAAAACUCGACGACUUGGACAAGGAUGUCUUCCGCAUGCUCGCUUCGCGCGUGGCUUCCGGCAAGCCUCGGGUGUUGACUGCUUCUACUUCUGCUGCGAGGGCUUUGGUCUUCACCGAUGGCGCUUGUGAAGGCGAUGAGGGCAACCAGCAGCUCACGAUUGGCGGUGUUCUGUACUUCUGGACUGGCAAGGUUUGGCUCACGAGAUGGUUCAGUGGUUUUGUUCCUGCUGAGUUGGCCACUGCGUGGCGAGCUGCCCGCAAGCGCCAUUUGAUAGGCCCGACUGAAUUGUACGCGGUGAUUGUGGCGAGGCAUGUCUGGAGCCGUUUUCUAGAUAACACUCGUUCCAUGUUCUUUAUCGAUCAUGCCGGAGUUCUCAGCUCUUGCAUUAAAGGGACAUCGCGGGAUUCAGAGUGGAGGAAGCUUCUGCUGGCUUUCGAGAAGAUUGACUCAAGCUCACCAAGCCUGACGUGGUACGCGAGGGUUCCCUCGCAAUCGAACCCUUCGGACUCGCCAUCUCGAGGCUCCAGUGAUUUUCCAACUUUUGGAUCAGUGACUUGUGACGAAGCUUCGUGUCCGAUUGUGAAGUGCUCUUUGCGCGCAGUGGUCAGUGAGGUUGGCGUAAAGGGGGUUGUCCCCUGA